GGCAUAAAUCCAUUUCUUGAAGCAUCAGUAACUGUUUCAGCAUAUUACAGUUUGGGUACUCUGUUUUGGUUUUAAGAUCUGUUUCAGGAUUUUGUUGUAAGAAAAGAAGAAAAAAUGUUGGCAAUAUUCAACAAACAGUUAGUGAAUCCACCACAGGAGCUGCAUAGCCCAGCUUCUUUAGCAUCAUCAAGAAAGCCAAAGUUUCCUCAGCAAAUUCUUCAAGAUUUUGUUUCUUCUGAUCCUUCUAAUGCGUUCUGUAUUAGCUUUGGUGGUGCUGCUUCUCUCGCCUAUAUUCCACCUAAAAAUCAUCACUUUGUUAACCAGAGGUUAUUCUGUGGAUUGAAUGACAUGUACUGCAUUUUCUUGGGGAGCUUAAACAACUUGUGUAGCCUUAUUAGACAGUAUGGGCUAUCAAAAGGAACCAAUGAGGCUAUGUUUGUAAUUGAAGCAUAUAGGACCUUACGUGACCGUGGGCCAUACCCGGCCCAUCAAGUCCUCAAGGAUUUGGAGGGCACUUUCGGAUUUGUGGUUUAUGACACUAAAGCUGGACAUGUCUUUGCUGCUCUGGGUGCAGAAGAAGGGGUGGAAAUGUACUGGGGAAUUGCAGGUGAUGGUUCUGUUGUAAUAUCUGACAACUUGGAGGGCAUAAAAGGAAGCUGUGCAAAGUCAUUUGCACCAUUUCCAAAAGGGUGCAUGUUCCAUAGUGAACAAGGGUUGAUGAGUUUUGAGCAUCCAAAGAGCAAAAUGAAGGCAAUGCCAAGAAUUGAUAGUGAAGGAGUAAUGUGCGGAGCUAAUUUCAAGGUUGAUAGUCAGUCAAGGAUAAGCACCAUGCCUCGUGUUGGCAGUGAAGCCAAUUGGGCUCUCAGUGGUUCUCAAGUCUAAAUGCUUUGCGCUUAACUAAUCAAAUCGGGAUAAACAGCCUGACCUAGAAUUAAUUAUACUGUCUUCGUUUUACUUUGUCUCUCUUUCUGAAUCUUGUUUAUAUUUUCUGAUGCUUUUCAAAAUUCGACUUUAUCUUUUCUUUGUAAUCAUGCUUUGGUAAUUCAAGUUUAUCAUUUGAGCA
Messenger RNA from Jatropha curcas, 1063 nucleotides. RefSeq names its product stem-specific protein TSJT1. The record is from RefSeq and is a predicted model, not a curated record. Lineage: Eukaryota; Viridiplantae; Streptophyta; Magnoliopsida; Malpighiales; Euphorbiaceae.